AUCCGAAGAUGAACAUCAAGAUGGACAAGUCUCACCAACAAACAAAACAACUCAGGGAACGUGACAAGAUCCGUUACAUCACCAUGGGUCUACAGAGCGAGGCAACGAGGACCAGUCUCACUUCCCACUACAUGUCUACUGGAUGUGACUCUCUCACUCUGAUCAAGCUGGCACGACAGAUCGAACCUUCUCAGAAACACCGUGAUCCAAACUGGCGUCAACAAGGAGCCAAGCCAAAGGACUACACGAAGAAGGAACAUCAACGCCAGCAAGGCUUUUCGUCCACAUCACAGCCUAAGUAUUCAUCUCGGCAAAAUGGUGAGAAACAUUCUCCUACUUCCACCAAAACAUCGGACAAAUCAAGCCAAAAAUACAAAGACCCAAAGGACUACACCAAACAUCAAGACAAAGACAAGAAACACAGCUACACUGCUUCAAUAAGACACGACUUACCAUCUAGACACCCCGUGAGACUCGUCAUUGAGAUUCUUGUAAACAACACACCGGUCGACGCCCUGGUUGACACGGGUGCAGACAUCUCAAUCUUAAGAAAACAGGAAGCAGAGCUUUAACUUUAAGCAGAGCUUUAAGCUUUAAGAGGGUAUUAACA
This is a messenger RNA of Ornithodoros turicata, 610 nucleotides long. RefSeq lists its product as uncharacterized. NCBI's taxonomy places the organism in Eukaryota, Metazoa, Arthropoda, Arachnida, Ixodida, Argasidae. Gene Ontology annotation, molecular function: aspartic-type endopeptidase activity. The transcript has 2 exons. Bases 9 to 572 code for a protein of 187 amino acids. The record is from RefSeq and is a predicted model, not a curated record. Gene Ontology annotation, biological process: proteolysis.